Messenger RNA from Cyphellophora attinorum, 321 nucleotides. RefSeq names its product Cytochrome c oxidase assembly protein COX19. The record is from RefSeq and is a predicted model, not a curated record. The coding region runs from base 1 to 321 and encodes 106 amino acids. Gene Ontology annotation, biological process: mitochondrial respiratory chain complex IV assembly. NCBI's taxonomy places the organism in Eukaryota, Fungi, Ascomycota, Eurotiomycetes, Chaetothyriales, Cyphellophoraceae. Gene Ontology annotation, cellular component: mitochondrial intermembrane space. The transcript has a single exon.
AUGUCAGGCUUCGGCGGCCCAGGCGGUCGCCAAAUCAGCUACAAACCCUCCCCACCCGAGCGCGGCUCCUUCCCACUCGACCACGACGGCGAAUGCAAGCACUUCAUGGCGUCGUAUCUAAAGUGCAUAAGAGCGCAGAACCCGCCAGGAAAGAACAGUGAAGAGUGUAGGAUGCAUGCGAAGGACUACUUGGGGUGUCGGAUGGAGAAGGGGUUGAUGGCGAAGGACGAGUGGGCGAACUUGGGGUUCGAGAAGCCCGUCGAGGAUGCGACGGGAGAAGGUAGUGGUCUGAAGGGUGAGCAUGGCUUGAAGAGUGGGUGA